Molecule: messenger RNA, 2725 nt
Organism: [Torrubiella] hemipterigena
Lineage: Eukaryota; Fungi; Ascomycota; Sordariomycetes; Hypocreales; Clavicipitaceae
Source: the annotation of a GenBank genome assembly
UCCCAAUACUUUUUACUUUGUAUUUUUUUUGUAUUUCUCAGCUCCCCGUUUGUUAACCCGACCCCUUGUGCCUUGGUAUGCAAUGAAAGUAAUGUAAGCCCACUUGGGCUAAGCCGCAACCAGUCGUGUGACGUGCAUUUCUCUCUCUUCUCCGCGCCCCAGCAACAGCUUCGCAGCAAAAGAAGAAAAACGCUUGAGCCGAACCCCAGAUUUCGUCACCCCCACCACUGCUACAGCACGCACCACCACCAAAAAACCUGCACGGCUAUUUUCGGUUCCCCACGGUGGCACUCACCCACUCCAUCCACCAAGCUGCUUGAGCCGAACAUCCCAUCAUCCUUCUUUUAUUUUUCUGUCCUCUUGUGCCGAGAGCCCUUCUUUCUCCCUACCUCCCAUUUUCCCUCAUCCAAUUCCUUUCUUUUCUUCUCUGCUACCAAUUCGUCUCCCCCGUCUUGCUGGCAAUCUCUCACAAUGCGUUCCAUCAGAGCUCAUCGCCUGCCCUUGCGGCCUCUGGCGCGCCACUCGUCCUCGGCCGCGUCUACUCCCAAGACAAACGCCCUCCAGUCCGUCCUCAUCGCCAACCGUGGUGAAAUCGCCAUCAGAAUCAACAAGACCGCCGAGCGCAUGGGCAUCCGCGCCACCACCAUCUACACAGAUGUCGACGCCAACUCGUGGCACGCUGGCGCCGGGUACCAGUCGUUCGGCCUAGGCCCCGCCAACGGCUACCUCGACGGCGAGAAGAUUAUCAAAAUCAUUAAGCAGAAUGGCAUCCAGGCUCUGCACCCUGGUUACGGCUUCCUCUCGGAGAACUUCAAGUUUGCUGAGCGUUGCGAGCAGGAGGGCAUCGUCUUUGUUGGUCCCCCAGCCUCUGCUAUGCAGGAUAUGGGUGAUAAGGCCCGCUCCAAGGAAAUCAUGAACGCCGCCAAUGUUCCCUGCGUCCCCGGCUACCACGGAUCCGACCAGGGCGAGCUGCAGCUCCUGGAGCAUGCCAAGAAGAUCGAGUUCCCCGUGCUCCUCAAGAGUGUCCGCGGUGGCGGUGGUAAGGGUAUGCGUAUCGUUAUGAAGGAGGAGGAGUUCAUGGACCAGCUCAAGAGUGCGCGUGCUGAGGCUCGCGGCUCUUUCGGCGAGGGCGGCGAGGUCAUGCUUGUUGAAAAGUACAUUGUCCGCCCCCGCCAUGUCGAAGUCCAAGUCUUUGCCGACAAGUACGGAAACACCGCCGCCCUUGGUGAGCGUGACUGCAGUGUGCAGCGCCGCCACCAAAAGGUUCUCGAAGAAUCGCCCGCCCCGGACCUCGACGAAGCUACAAGACAGGAUCUCUGGAACAAGGCUCGCAUGGCCGCCUCCGCUGUCGGCUACGUCGGCGCUGGUACUGUCGAGUUCAUUCUCGACAAGGACACUGGCAAGUUCUACUUUAUGGAGAUGAACACCCGUCUGCAGGUCGAGCACCCCGUCACCGAGAUGGUUACUGGUCUGGAUCUCGUUGAGUGGCAGUUCCGUAUUGCUGCUGGCGAGAAGCUGCCCCUCGACCAGAGCGAGAUUGAGGCUAGAAUGGCCACCCUUGGCGCUGCCAUCGAGGCCCGUGUCUACGCCGAGAACCCCGAGAAGGGCUUCAUGCCCGACUCCGGCAAGCUCGUCCACGCCGUCCUUUCCGAUGCCGCCAAGUCCGACCCCGAUAUCCGUCUUGACUGGGGCUUUGGCUCUGGCAGCGUUGUUAGCGAAGCCUACGACGGCAUGAUUGCCAAGCUCAUUGUCCGCGGCGAGGACCGCGCCACUGCCAUUGCCAAGCUUGCCACGGCUCUGCGCCAGUUCGAGAUUGUCGGUCUCAGCACCAACGUCGAAUUCCUCAAGCGUCUCUGCUACAGCCCCGCCUUCAUCGCCGGUGACGUCGAGACCGGCUUCAUCGAGAAGCACAGAGAGGAGCUCUUCAGCCCCCGCCGCAUUGAUGGCGAGGUCUUUGCCCAGGCCGCCCUCGCUGUCCAGAGCCUUCAGCAAAAGGGCGCUUCGCCCCACGGCACCUCCAUCGGCUUCGGUUCCCCCUCUGCCACUUCUUCGCGCAAGCUUGCCUUCAAGAUUAUCGAUGGCUACUGCGCCGGCGAGGGUGAGGUUGUUGAGGCCAAUGUCGCCCAGGUCGGUCGCGGUCUGUAUGACGUUACCGUCACCCGCAAGGGCCAGGAGCCUGAAGUCUACAAGAACGUCCGCACCGAGCCCAAGACGGAGGCUGAGGUGACCAAAAUUGAGUCCUGGUUCCCCGAGGCUCGCAUCCAGUCCACCGUCGUCAACCAAGAGGGCGAGACCGAGACCAAGAUUGCCGUCUUCCAGCACGGCGUCAAGACCGAUCUUGCUCUUCUCUCCCCCGGUUGGUACGAGAAGGCUCUUGGCCUCAAGGAGGCUUCCUCCUCUGUUGCCGCCCCCAUGCCCUGCAAGAUUCUCAAGAACGAGGUCACUGAGGGCCAGACCGUCACCAAGGGCACACCACUUGUUGUCAUUGAGUCGAUGAAGAUGGAGACUGUCAUCCGCUCGCCACAGGACGGUGUUAUCAAGAAGCUCGCCCACAAGGAGGGCGAUAUCUGCAAGGCCGGCACCGUGCUUGUUCUGUUUGAGGAGGAGCCUGAGAAGCAAGAAUAAUGAAGGGAAUGAAGACCAUGGCAGGACAUUUUUGGCGUUUAACGGCAUUUACAUGUAUAUAAGUAACAAUAUGAAAAGAGUAUAUUUUUUUAGCCUACGA